AUGAGGAGGAGAUCAACCGGAUCCGCCGCAGAGGAAGAAGGCGACGAUUCCACCGUACCUCCCCCCCUCGCGAAUGCCGCAGACCUCAUCUCCCCCUUCGCUGGAGCAGGGGCCAGCUCGAAGCUCGACGAGGUGACCAGAGAAAGAGACUCGCGGAACAUCAGGUCCACCGCCCGCCAGAUCAUCUCACAACACACACACGAGCUCGACCGCCGGAAAAGUACCGAUCAGAGACCGUCGACCGCCAGAAGCAGGCGCCCGAGUAACACCAAUUGGAGGCCGGGGGACGCGCGAAAUGGGCAAAUAGAGAAAAAGGGAGACACGGAGACAUCUUUGAUCAACGUCCCUUCGGAAGCCUCUGCCACCGACAAGAUGGCAGACGCUCGACAGCAUGCUCGCCGCUCGAGGCUGCGAAGUCCGUGGUCAUUAUCUCUCCUCACAUUCGUUACCACCGUUUUAGCGCUUUUCGCCUUGGGCUCGAUCAUCCAUUCGUUUUCCAAUCGACAGCUCGACACGAAGGGAUGCCGCAUGUCGUACAUGAGGCCGUCCUUUGCGAAGCUCUCGGACUUUGACACGGAGCACACUCGUUUUGCCAGCAAGUAUUCAGUGUAUUUAUAUCGGGAGGGUAUGGUCGAUGAAGACACCAAGGUGAAAGGAGUUCCAGUAUUAUUCAUACCUGGAAACGCCGGCUCCUACAAGCAGGUACGCCCAAUUGCAGCGGAAGGGGCGACGUAUUUCCACGAUGUCCUGAGACACGACGCGGCAGCAAUUGACGCUGGUGCUCGAAAUCUGGACUUCUUUACGGUUGACUUCAACGAGGAUAUAACAGCGUUUCACGGGCAAACACUACUGGACCAAGCGGAAUACUUGAAUGAAGCGAUCGCUUAUAUUUUAUCCUUAUACCAUGAUCCUCGCAGAUCAGAGCGAGACGCGGAUCUGCCAGAUCCAACGUCUGUCAUUAUUUUAGGACACUCAAUGGGCGGCAUCGUAGCCAGAACAAUGCUGGUGAUGCCAAAUUACCAAGCGAAUUCGAUCAAUACCAUCAUAACUAUGUCUGCGCCGCACGCAAGGCCUCCCGUCUCAUUCGAUGCGGAAAUCGUCCGAACUUACAAACAGAUCAACGAUUAUUGGAGGCAGGCUUAUUCCCAGAAAUGGGCAAACAACAACCCAUUAUGGCAUGUCACGUUGAUUUCCAUCGCCGGAGGUGGUCUUGAUAGCGUUGUGCCUUCCGACUAUGCUAGUUUGGAAUCGUUGGUUCCGGACACGCACGGCUUCACCGUCUUCACGUCCUCGGUUCCAAAUGUCUGGACCUCGAUGGAUCACCAAGCAAUUUUGUGGUGUGACCAGUUUCGCAAAGUUGUCGUUCAAUCGCUAUACGAUGCUAUCGAUGUUAAGCGACCCGCUCAGACAAAGCCAAGAGCGGAAAGAAUGCGGAUUUUUAAGAAGUGGUAUCUGACAGGGAUGGAGAGCAUCGCGGAGAAAACACUUUCUCAGAAAGAGCCCACAACCUUGCUUACGCUUGAGGAUAACUCAAACUCUAUCAUUCCUCAGGGAGAGCGUUUAGCGCUGCGGAAGUUGGGAGAGUCUCACAAGCCUCGCGCUCAUCUUCUGCCCAUUCCGCCUCAAGGCACGCCUGGCGGUAAGAGAUUUACACUUUUGACCGAUCAGAAGCUGGACAAGCCAGGAGAGUCUGGCAAGCUGGAGGUUCUCUUUUGCAGCGUCUUUCCACUCCACCCUGGCCAGUCUGCGACCCUAUUUUCGAUGAAUAUGGAUCUUUCAGGUGAUACCUCCGGGUCCACGAGGCUUGCUUGCAAAAACGCCGCGUCGGAUGUCAUUGCCCUUCCGGCAUCAACAAGAACAACAAAGCGGCCAUUUUAUUUGGACGAAGAAGAGGAAGUCCUGCCAUUCUCCUAUUUACAAUAUGAUUUGGAAGACAUUCUUGAGCAUCAAUUCGUUGCAGUUGUCGAUAAGGCAGUCGACCCAACUCCUGGUUGGGUGAUUGCCGAAUUCAGCGACAACGUCCAGUCGCAUCGCGUGCGCUCAUUGGGACUUCGGCGAUUGUUGGCUUUCGGAAUGAAAAUUAAGCUCCCCCCUAACCGGCCUAUGGUUGCAGAGGUCAAGAUCCCAGCCCUACACUCAAGCUUGCUUGCCUACACUCUUGAGAUGGGCAACCAAGUCUGUGGUGAGGACGCCGAACUCUUUACACCUCUUCUUCGGCAGUAUAUUUCAGAUCCAUACGAGUCGAAAUACUUCGUGAACGUCAAACAGGCAAAUAUCAACCUGCAUGGAGUUUCGCCGUUCAUGCCUCCACCACUCAAGCACAAGGCCGUGCAGGAUGGAUUAAGCCUUCAAUUCUGGACUGACCCAACCUGUAACUCGAGCGUUAAAAUAUCUCUCAAGGUUGAUGUACCCGGCAGCAUGGGGAAGCUUUACAUGCGGUAUCGCACAGUAUUCGCAGCUUUUCCGUUGCUUGUGGUGACAUUGGUGUUGAGGAAGCAAUUUCGAGUCUACGAUGAGACUGGAAUAUUCAUGUCCUUCAUUGAAAGUCUUGAUAUGUGUUUGCGACAAUCACUGCCUCUUAUGCUUGCUGCAUUGACCUGCCUUGCGGUAUCUUUCGCGCAGGCGAGCUCCGCUCCUCCCCGGGCUGCAGGUGGAUUUUGGGGCUGGCGUGGUAAUGCCACAGAAUCACAAGUUGAUUUCACGAAGAACGACUUGUUGGUCGGCUCCCAGGACCCAUUUUUUUGGUUUAUGGUACCGCUCAUAGGACUGGUGUGCGUUGGAGUCGUGGUAAUGGUUCAUUACGCAACUUUGGCCAUUACCUAUGUUUUCAGUAUCGUGUAUAGCUGGGUUAGCACUAAACCAGCUUGGUUGAGGAAUGAGGACAAGAGAAGAGCCACAUCGCCAGCUUUCGCUCCAUCUACCCCACGAAGGCGCGUUCUCACCACGGCCAUUCUGUUGUUCCUUGUGUCGACGGUAAUUCCAUACCAAUUUGCCUAUCUCGUCGCCUGUCUUGUUCAGAUAGCCACCUGUUCUCGCGCACUUCGCUUUGCCCGGGAAGCUCGAUCCAACACCAACUACAACUUUUACAACUACGCCCACUCCGUAUUUAUACUCAUGUUGUGGAUCUUACCUAUCAACUUGCCAAUCCUCGUGGUAUGGGUACACAACCUUGCCGUUCAUUGGCUUACACCCUUCUCAUCCCACCAUAACGUUCUAUCCAUUAUGCCCUUUAUCCUCUUAGUCGAAACUCUCACCAGCGGGAAGAUGAUCCCUCGAGUUACCUCUCGUUUACGAUACGUAACAAGCCUACUACUCUUCUUCAUCGCUGCAUAUUCCGCCGUGUACGGGGUUACGUAUGCUUAUAUGCUUCAUUAUAUAGUCAACCUCGCUGCUGCUUGGCUGGUGGCUGUCCAUUCCUCUAGCUCCUCCUGGUCUCUCGCCGGCCUGAGCACUAUCUUUGAAUCGGACACCAACGAGAAUUCAAGGAAACGAGGAAAGACUCCGUGA
This is a messenger RNA of Glarea lozoyensis ATCC 20868, 3507 nucleotides long. Its product is annotated as alpha/beta-Hydrolase. Lineage: Eukaryota; Fungi; Ascomycota; Leotiomycetes; Helotiales; Helotiaceae. Gene Ontology annotation, biological process: endoplasmic reticulum to Golgi vesicle-mediated transport; GPI anchor metabolic process. The transcript has 2 exons. The coding region runs from base 1 to 3507 and encodes 1168 amino acids. Gene Ontology annotation, cellular component: endoplasmic reticulum. Gene Ontology annotation, molecular function: phosphatidylinositol deacylase activity. The record is from RefSeq and is a predicted model, not a curated record.